Molecule: messenger RNA, 1272 nt
Organism: Chaetura pelagica (chimney swift)
Lineage: Eukaryota; Metazoa; Chordata; Aves; Apodiformes; Apodidae
Gene: ZBTB22
Product: zinc finger and BTB domain containing 22
Exons: 2
Biological process (GO): regulation of transcription by RNA polymerase II
Molecular function (GO): RNA polymerase II cis-regulatory region sequence-specific DNA binding; DNA-binding transcription factor activity, RNA polymerase II-specific; protein binding
Source: RefSeq, a predicted model, not a curated record
AUGGAGGCCCCUUGCGCUGGUGCUGGAGGACCUACUGGAGGACCUGCUGGAGGACCUGCUGGAGGACCUGCUGGAGGACCUGCUGACCUGCUCCACGUUGACUUCCCGGAGAUCACCAGCGCCUUGUUGGCCAACCUGAACCAGCAGAGGGUGGAAGGGAAGCUCUGUGACAUCUCCAUCCACGUCCAAGGCCGCGUCUUCCGCGCCCACCGCGCCGUCCUGGCCGCCUCCUCCCCUUAUUUCCACGACCAGGUGCUGCUGAAGAACAUGACCUCCAUCGUCCUGCCCAACGUCAUGGACCCGGGGGCCUUCGAGACCGUCCUGGGCUCGGCCUACACGGGCCACCUGUCCAUGGCCCCCCAGGACAUCGUCAACUUCCUGACAGUGGGAAGUGUCCUCCAGAUGUGGCACAUCGUGGACAAGUGCACCGAGCUCCUCAAGGAAGGACGAGCUCGCACCAGUGAGAACCAGUCCCCCAGUAGCAGCAACUACUUCAGCCCCCGGGAUGUGGCCGAAGGGGUUGACCCACCCCCCAAAUUCCAAGCUCGGGGGGUCCCUGAGGAGGUGGUGGUUGGGAAGGGGGGAGGGGACCUGCUGGAAGGGGAGGAAGGCAGCGAAGAGGAUGGAGACCCUGCCCAGAGACCCCUCUACAUCCAGCCCAGCAUCGUCCCCCAGAAGCAGUGGGUCUAUGUCAAGCAGGAGUGGCUGCAGGAGGACCUGGUCCUCACCUGUGAGGAGGAUGAAGACCCCGUGGAAGGUCCCGCCCGGGGUCGUCCCCAAGCCCCCAAGCUGGAGGAGCAGGUGAAUUUCUGCGAGUCCUCCCAAGGUUUCUCCUCCCCUUACGAGCACCUGGAAGAACCCGGCGAGGCCGCAGAAGGCGGAGGAGGGACCUUCCCACCCCGUCCCCUCCUCCCCAUGGACAUGCAAGGCAACCAACUCCUGGUCUUCCCCACCCAACCCCCUCCCGUGGAACACGGCGCCGUCCCCGGGGCGGGUUUGGUGGCCGACGGCAACAAGAUCUUCAUGUGCCACUGUGGGAAAGCCUUUUCCCACCGGAGCAUGAGGGACAGGCACGUCAACAUGCACCUCAACCUCCGGCCCUUCGCCUGCCCCGUCUGCAGCAAGAGGUUCAAGAUGAAGCACCACCUGACCGAGCACAUGAAGACCCACACGGGGCUCAAGCCCUACCAGUGCCACGUCUGCUCCAAGAAGUUCAUGUGGCGCGACAGCUUCGUGCGCCACAAGGGCCACUGCGAGAGGAGGCACCGGGGG